Molecule: messenger RNA, 8504 nt
Organism: Saccostrea echinata
Lineage: Eukaryota; Metazoa; Mollusca; Bivalvia; Ostreida; Ostreidae
Exons: 48
Coding region: 21-7952 (2643 amino acids)
Biological process (GO): mRNA processing
Cellular component (GO): nucleus
Molecular function (GO): RNA binding; protein binding
Source: RefSeq, a predicted model, not a curated record
CCGAAUUUGCAAUAUUGAAUAUGGAAGACGACGAUGAAACGUUCAUUUCCAUUGGAACUCCUUUAGAGUUCAUGAAUGAAGAUGAACCCAUACAGAAGCCACAAAAGGAACUUCAGGCUGUGGGAGUGGGCACCAAAGCUAGACCUCGCUUCCACGGGGCCUUUACUGGAGGAUUCUCUGCUGGGUACUUCAACACGGUCGGCUCCAAAGAUGGAUUUACACCAUCCAGUUUCACCUCCUCUAAGGAUAAAAAGAAAGAAUUUACCACACAGAGACCCGAGGACUUCAUGGAUGAUGAAGACUUCACAGAGCAUGGAAUUGCUCCAAAGAAAUUUCAAACAUCAGAAACAUUUUUGUCGGAGGACAGGAAGCGGAGGCGAGAUUUGGCCAUUAAAUCUGCCACCGCUGACACAUUGUUUGGAUCCACCACUGCCCUGGCUGACCUUAUUGUCCCAGAAAAGUUGACCAUUGGAGUGAAGCUCUUACAUAAGAUGGGCUGGAAAGAGGGACAAGGAAUGGGCCCACGUUACGAAAGGAAGAAAAAGUCGUCAAAUAUCUCAAAGGAUUCUCAAAGAAAGGUAUAUGGCUGCUUUCUACCUGAAGAAGACAGUGAGGAGUCAAGUGAUGAAGUCCCAGAAAAUGUGACCUUUGCCCCUCGUGAUGUUAACCCAAUUAAGAUACAGGCCAAGGAUAAUGUUCAUGGUAUUGGAUACCGUGGCCUUGACCCCAGAAAGGCUCUUCCUGGGAGCCAUGUUAACCUGUUUUCAGCACCAGCCAUUACAAAGACUGGAAAAAGAGGCAUCCGAGGAACAGCAUUUGGAGUGGGGGCCCUGGAGGAAGAGGAUGAGGAUAUUUAUGGACAGGAUCAUCUCUCUAACUAUGACAUGACCAUGGACAUUGAAGGCGAUGAUCACAUGGGGUGGACUGCACCAGGGAAGGGCAAAAAACAUGAUGUUCCUCUUGGAUAUGUUGGAAAUUUACUUGAGGGAUUCACUCUGUCUGGGAAGAAACUGCCUCCAAGAAAGAUAUUCCCUCCUCCACAAAUUCCUAGAGAAUUCAGGCCUGUCCAUACUUUUAUAAAUGAGAUUGAUAACCAGGAUACUAGUAAUAAAACAGAGCAAGAUGCGAUUUCAAGGGGGAUAACUCUCGGAGAAACGCCUGUGUUUGAAUCUGUGUUUGAUCUGAUUCCACAAAAAGAUAAGGAAAGACUGAAAACGGUAAAGUCCAGGACGGAUCAUACGUGUAACAAUGUCCAGACUCCCAGUAUCACAGGGAAUGAUUCCUCCACUACAGAUAGCCAGAGUGGUUAUUCUAAGCUCUCCUCCAGCACCAGUGUUGUAGAUGGCAAGGAAGGGACACAUCAGUCUGUCCCCUCUACUUCUGACUCCAGAAAAUCCCCCAUGUCUGUUAACCUCCAGACAUUUCCGGCAGGAAGAGGGGCUGUUUUUAGUCCGUUCAUAAAGGAUCCUGACAAACAGAGAAGAUAUGACACGUACAUCAGGCUCGUCAAAGAGGGCAAUCCAGAUGCAUAUGAGGAAGUAGCAGAGGGUCUCAUGACAGAGUGGGAGAGGGAGAGAGAGAAGGAGGAGUUUGACAAGGCAUCUAAAUUCUACAAACCAAUGGCCGGCAUGAUGGCGUCACGCUUCACCAGAGCCAAGUACCAUGACGAUGAUGAUAAAGUGGAGAUGCCAGCUCAGGAGCAGGGAGAUAAGAAUGACCGCCAGAGUGCUGCUAAAAUGAAGAUGUAUGGACCAUUAACUCGUGAUACUUAUGAAUGGCAUCCAGAUCGUGUUGUCUGCAAGCGUUUCAACAUCCCAGAUCCAUACCCCAGAUCUACCAUAACUGGUGUUCCCAAAGUAAAAAGGGACAAAUACACUGUCUUCAACUUCCUAAACUUUUCAUCCAAUGAACCAGAAGAGCAAAAAUCCACCCCACAGGAACAGAGAUCCGUGCCACAGGAGAGUGAGAUCAGAGCUCUUCCUGCUCCUGAAGAUAAACAGGAUAGAACAGAAGGAAUAUCAUUCAAGAUAAAUUCAUCUCAGUCUAAACUGACAACAUCAAUUUUCUCUUCUUUGAAUGAGGAAAAAUUUAAAGAUUUGCCCCCAAAGACUCCAGACAAAGAGGAAGACUCUAGGCCUUCUAUGGAUCUUUUUGAGGCUAUUUUUGGAAACACAGACUCUGAGGAGUCCGACAAGGAAGAACAACACACCGACACACAGCAAAUGGACACAGAGGAAAAAAUCACGGAACAUCAGAACAAAUCUCAGACUGACCAACAAAGUAUCGGAGUGACUAGAUCCAUCCAGAGUAGUGCUGAAAAGCUGGAGUCUGUCAUGUCAGAAGAGUACAGAAAAAAGGGAGACAAGUCAGAGAGAUCAAAGGGAGGCAAACCUGAUACAGAAGAGUCACCAGCAGGGAAACCAGCACCUCCAGGAAACUCUAUCUUCUCACAUUUAUUUAAAAAACCAGAAAAAGAGGAGGCUAGCUGUUUACCUGGUGCACCUGUUGUCAUAGAGACUGUAGAAAAGAGGCUAUCAGGAGACAGCAGAGAAGAAUCGUUUGGUCCAGAUCUCCCACCCUCAAUGAAAGAUCAGUCAAGAGGGAGUAUGGAUGUGCAGUUUACCCAUAAAGAAAGGAGUGAUGAAAACAGAGACAGGACACGACAAAAAGAUAGGGAGAAGGAUGGAUACAGAGAUAGACAGACAGACAGAUAUAGAGAUAGGACUAGAGACAAAUAUGGAGGGAAGGAAGGAGACCAUGAGAAGGAACAUUCCAGAGAAAGGUGGAUAGAAAGAAAAGAACAGAGUUCUAGUGAGAGAGACAACAGGAAAGACAAGCAUAAAAAACACAAACACACCAAGAAUAAAAAGUCUAAACACAAGAAAAAACAUAAAAAAGAGAAAAAGAGCCAUCACAGGGAUAAAGUUACCCAGGGCAGCUCCUCUGAUGCUGACAGUGAGAGUGAUAGUGAUACCCCCAUAACAAACCAGGAACUGCUGCAGAAAUUCAAAAGUCUCUCAAGAUCAGGCAAAUUCAAACCUCGUUAUCUUGAUCUUGAUGGGACCAAGAAUCCGAGAAUUCAAGAUAUUGAGGGGUUAUCUGAUGACAACCCAACAAGUAAAAUAUUAAGAUUAAAAGAUUGGUCUGUUGGGAGGAUGUACUCGACAGUGUUUAUUGUGGGGUGCUUCUUUUGGGCCGGAGUAAGAUCGGAAGAGCUCUACGUCUCGACUCCGACGUCUAUCUUACGUGUGGAUACAUCAACUUUACAGACAUCGACAAUUGUCACCAAGGAGAACGGACGUUUGUUGGGUUUGGCCGCAGACUGGAGGAACCAGAAAAUAUAUUAUUCAGACGUGUCUUCCAAUGGCGCAGGCAUAUACGAAUCUGAUCUGCAGGGUAACAACGCCAAGAAACUUCCAAUUCAGUACCCAGACAUGGAACCCGUGGGUCUGGCGGUGGACUGGGUUUACGGACAUUUGUACUGGACAGAUACUGUCUACAGAUCUGUUAUGAUGUCAAACCUGGACGGUACGGGACGAAUCACCAUAGUAACGGAAAAUCUCAUAAUUCCUCGGGGCAUUGCUGUGGAUCCAAAAAGAAGAGAGCUGUACGUAGGUGAUCAAGGAAACCAUGCAGUACAGAUCUGCGGUUUGGACGGAAGAAACUGCCGAGAGUUGAAUGUAACUGAUGCCAGCGCCACCUUCUGGCCAAAUCAGAUCACCAUUGAUCACGUAUCAAGUAAGGUCCAUUGGACAGAUGGUUGGAUUCCAGCUAUAUACUCCUGCUCAGUCGGGGGCUCUAGUUGUGUGAGGAACACAGGGAAUCUCUCCACAGAGCUGGGCUCCAAUCCUGUAUUUGGUAUUGCAGUGGGCCAGAGUGAUAAGUUGUUCCUGUCCACCCUCCAUAACCAGUCUCUGUAUAAAUCUAGUGAUAGUCUAGAACUAACCAGUCUAGAAAUACCCUCCUCAGAAUCAAAGACAUUCUUCCUGCUCAGUAAAGAAACAGCAAUUAGUCAACCAACGGUUUCAACAACAAACCCAUGUGCCAGAAAUAAAGGAGGUUGCUCAGACAUAUGUGUUCCUCACUCAGAUAAUACAUUUACCUGCGCAUGCUCAGACGGGUCAGGGAAGAUUCCAAUUAGCCAAAGCUGCCAAUCACCCAGUCAGUUCCUCUUGUUUACUGAUGUGUCGAGAGGAAUCGUGGGAAUGUCCAGUGUUAACAACCCCGAUAUGCAGACAACAAUUUUGAGAGCAGUCAAACCAUUAGCAGUUACUUAUCACCUAGUGGAGAAAAAAGUUUACUUUGCGGAUGCCCGAAUGCGCGCCAUCUACAAGUGCAAUUUAGACGGAAGUGGUGUAGAGGCCCUGCUAAACAGUUCCCAUGGAGUUGGUCAAGUCGAAGGUUUAUCUAUCGACUACAAUCAGAAUCGCCUUUACUUUUCCAACAUGGGAUUCGAGGAAUAUUCUGGGGUUGUUAGGUCGUGGCAUGCUAUAGAAAUGAUAGACCUCGGAACUCGCAAAAGAAGAACCAUUGUGACAGAAGUUGAGAAACCCAGGGCUCUUCUUGUGGACUCGGCUAAUAGAUUGCUUUACUACACGGACUGGGGCACCACUGGUCACGUGGGCAAAGUACAAUUAGAUGGAUCCAAUAGGGAGGUCCUAUUUACCGCCGAGAACCCUAAUGACCUGGCCAUCAGUGAUAACAAGUUACUGGUCAUCAACAACAAAAGUCCUACCCCGGAGAUGAUAGAACUAGAUCUUUCGAGCAGUGCCCUGACUAAACGUCCACUUAGUGGCGUUGAACCACUAUCAUUGGCCGUAUCAGGAAAUAAGCGGCUGAUCAGCUCAUUCAGUGGUGGUAUGAAAAUCUACACAACAAGUCUAAGUCUUUCUUCCAGCUCGAACGUCGGUCAGUUCACUCGAAUGUCCAUUGUCGACACUACAGUAACAAAGCAGCCAGAUGGAGGGUUAUGCUCGUCAUCAAGUUCAUGCUCUGAUAUUUGUGUAACGUCACCAAAUUCCAACUAUCUUAGCUGUCUGUGUCCAUCAGAUCAGUUCAACAUACAGACUAGUGAUCGUCUAUCAUGUCAAAAGCCAGAGAUUUACUUGUUGUUUGCCGAUAUUGACGGAAUCAAAAUGGUUACACAGGGAACCAUGAGAGAUGACCACGUUUAUACCAUUAUUCACCCUAGUGAAAGCUGUAACCAUUUUUAUGGUCUUGUCAUUGACAGGAGCAAGGAGUACAUUUACUUCAGUGCAUUACAAGGAAAUUCCAUUUUCCGAGCCAAAGUCGAUGGUUCCAAUAUUGAAAAAUUUGUAACCGACGAGAACAGCAAAAUUACCAAUUUGGCUAUAGUUGGAAACGACCUCUUCUGGACCUCUACAAACACCACUGAUAACUCCACGGGGUCUAUUGUUCACUGUAACACGGCUAAUACCGACAGAACCGUCGCUGUGUUGUUUCCCACGGCAUCGGAACCGUUGGACAUUGCAGCAGACGAAAGUAACAUCUACUGGACAGAGAGAGGUAGCUCUGGAAUUAAGAGGUACGAUAGGCGUACAUCAAUGGAACUAAGAUCCGUUACCAGUGCUCGGACAGCGGCUAUUGCCCUCACUGAUCCCUCCAGGCACCUCCUCUAUGCCACAGACUCCAAUGUCAAAUUAAGACGAUUUCCUACUAUACAAGAUGUUUCUUUUCUGACUGACACUAUCAAUGAGGCAGAUGCGCAAUCUCUGAUGGCUACGAGUAAGUUUUUGUAUCUGUCCAGAUGGAGAGACAACAGCACUGGAUCUGUGUUACGUCAUAAUCUUCUGACGAAAACAACAGAGCUUAUAACUAAUGCUGCGGUACGACCAGGGCAGAUGGUGUAUAUAUCAAGUCAGACAUCAUUAGUACAAGAUAAACCCGGAAAUUGUCCCUCUGCACUGUCAUGUUCCAACAUAUCUGCAUGUUCUUUGGAUGUCGACUGUUAUGGCAGCAGUAAAUGUUGUGGAACGAGCACCUGUACAAGGUGUACUACUCCAGAAAAAGGGAAAGACUGCAGUAAAAAUGGCAUUUAUAUACAGAACAAUGGUGACGUCGUAGUGGUGGAUUGUGAGAGUUGUUCCUGCAUUAACAGCAAUCUGACCUGUACACCUCUAACAUGUCCAGACCUUGGGUCUUGCCCUGCUGAUAAUCAAGUGAAGCCUCCCGGAUCCUGCUGUAAUGAAUGUACAGCAACAAUUGUCUGUUCCAGUCCACCCACAAUAGAAAACUGCCCAACCUCCACCGUGAGAAUGCUGUUACCAGCCGACAAUGACACAGUAGAUAUCUUUCUGCACAAUAUUGUCCCGGAAUCGACUUAUGGCAAAAGUUGUUCAGGCCAAAAGUUGGAUUUAAAACUCACAACCACUUCCAUAAAAUGGAAAAGAAAUGUACAACCUGUUGUUAUUACUGCAACAGACAAACAUGGCACUGCUACAUGUAGUGUAAAUGUGCAUGUCAUUGAUAAUACUAUGCCAGCUUUAUCUUGUCCAAGUGGAACUCUUCAGAUGUACAUAACAGAAAACAGCAAGACGGUGACAUGGCCACCUGUUACUGCUAGUGAUAAUUCGGGAUUCGUCACCUUGACCUCAAACACGGAGAAUGGCGUAGAUCGAGCAGUUGGUUUACAUGAAAUUCGUUAUGAAGCUAGGGAUCAGUCUGGCAACAUGAAGCAGUGCUUAUUUUCUGUGAAUGUCAUAAAGCUUUUAGGCUGUGAGAAUCCCCCGAUUCCCUUUAAUGGUCUCUUAAGAUGUAAUGAUGCUAAAACACUAACAUGUGAGUUGGAGAAAUGCAACGAUGGUUACAUCAGCUCUAUUUCAAACCUUCAAAGCCAUGCCUGUGAUCAAACAAAAGGACAAUGGGUACCUUCUUUUCCCGACAAUUUUAGCAACGUUUGCAUUAAACCUGGACCUUCAAUUAUUCAGCGAGAAUACAUAUUUGAGUUCGAUUGCCCAAACUCGGAAUUUGACGCAGGGGACUUGAGAGAUUGUAUUUCAGAUGCUCGUUUGUGUCCAGUUGACGACAUUACACUUUGUGACCGACCUUUUAAGAGAAUUGGGAGCGCUUCUGUUAGUGGGAGUCUACUGAACAUCACAAUGAGAAUGGAAGGCACUCUACCGCAUGGUGGAGACAAAAGCAGUCUUGUAAACAGAAUGACUGCUGCCGGUGCAGCCAUUGAGAUGUUCUUUCAGACAGGUACUUUCAAAACGAGAUGUCCAAAAAUAUUUUGCCCGUUCAAGAAGGCCUUAGCCAAGACAGAUACAAGGACUUGUGAAGUUGGUUCUGUGGUGUACAAUGUUGCAAACCAAGAUAUAUGUGCCCCUUGUCCAGCUGGUUGGUACUAUGAGAACGGCAAAUGCACAGAAUGCUUACCCAAUACCUACCAGGAUCGACCGGGUCAAACAUCCUGCAGGGCCUGCCCAGAUGGAACCAUUUCUUCAUCUGGCUCUUUUCUCGAUUCGCACUGCAAAGCUAUGGAGAAAUUACAGGAUCCCCGGCAGUCUCAGGAUAAUAUGCUCGUGAUUAUUGUAGCAGUGGUGGUCGUAGUGAUAUUGAUCCUAGUAGUUAUCGGGAUUGUUAUUUAUUGUAAAAGACAGAAAUCCACAGGAAAUGACGUCAAAAUGGGUAACUUUGAAAAUCCCGCGUUUACUGGUCAUGGAAACUCUGGUUUGAUGAUGGCAGAGCCUGUGGAAGAGUAUGACCAGAUUCCUGCAGAUAAGAUGUUAUCUGAAUCACAGCUACAAAAUCACAGCAAAGGGGUGUAUGAGAGUUCAAGAAAAGUCCCGAAAGAGGAUCACACCUACCAAAGCCUGAGCGGGGCCUCAAACAAGGGAUUUCAAGAACCAGAAUACGAAACUCCCAAUAAGAGACUAUUAGACGACGGCAUGAGAGAUGGUGAUCAUGUGUACAGCAAGGUGAACAUGCAGUGACUUCCACCUGACCUUACAGUUACUUUCACUUCGGAGGGCUCCCCAUCUUAAGACAAUUAAAAAUUCUCUGCCGCUUUUUUUUAUUACUUGUGAACUGAAAUAGGAAUAUUCACGUUUUUCGAAGCAGAAAUACAUGUACUUUUUAUGUGAGUUUCAUACACUGAAGCACAAUAUAUACAUACAUAUAUAUAUAUAUAAAAGAUUUUUUUUUUCAUUUUAUAGCAUAUUAAUUUCUUUUACAUAUUUUUAAGGAUACGAUCAGCAACAGAGAGCUGAUAUCAAUUUAAAGUAACUGAAAUAAGUAAUUAGAUAACCUAUAAUAGUUAUCCAAUGAAAAGAAACUCUGCAUGCAUCGAAUGUAAAAUACGAUUCUUAACGACAGUCCGUCUGAUUACAUCGCAGAAAGAAAAUGAUUGUAAGAACUGCUCUGUAUUUACGAAAAACUUAAUUUCGACAAACUUAAAAACUUCCAAUUGUAAUUUUUCUUGUUUAUAUAGAUGUACAUAAAUUUAACUAUUUCUUUCAAUUAAAUUGUCUUGUGUUGAAUACAUG